Symbiodinium natans is the source of this 1152-nucleotide messenger RNA. Lineage: Eukaryota; Dinophyceae; Suessiales; Symbiodiniaceae. The record is from the annotation of a GenBank genome assembly.
AUGUUCAAUUGCUUUACAGGCUUUGCAGCACAGGCUGCCCAGUUCGGCAGUUUCAGCAAAGCACACUUUGCUGCUGAGGACAGGAUUGGUUUCACCAGAACUUCCCUCCGCAACUGCGAAUACUUUUGCGCCAACACAGAUGGCUGCCACAGCUUCGAGUCCUGCCCCAAAACGCGGGCUUGCGUGCUGAGAUCGCAGGCCCUCAAGGGCAACGAGCCCUGGGAGCACUCCACGUACUGCCAGACCUGGUUCCGGAAAGAAGCCGGAUUCUCUCCCACCACCGGUCGCAACGUGAUCUACGAACAGUGCGAGAAGGGCAGCGUGCCACAGGAAGGCAAGUGUGUGAAAGCAGACGGGCCGGCCUCGAUGACCUUCUACCAGUACAGUGCGCAGAGCAAGUACGACCCCGACCGGAAGUGGGAGAACAUGGACAUGGCCAGCCUGGGCGGGGUCCUGUUCUACCUCCACAACGAGGUGGUGGGCGACAACGGCGAGCAGACUGUGGACGGAAAGAAAACAACAAAGUUCGGCAUUGACCGCAUUGUCCGUUUCAAGGUCACUGUGCACAACACAGAUGCCCUCUGGAAGCAGUUCCGCUCACAGUUCGGGCAGUUCAUCCAGUUCGACUACGGCCAGGCCACCUUCGGCAUGCCAAACCACGUCAAGAAAUGCAAUGACAUUUGGACCAAGUUCGGCUUCGAAGUCGGCUGCCAGCCUGUGCCCGAGGGCACCUCAGGCUAUGAAGGUGGCUACUGGACCUCCUUUCCGGGACGCUGUCCGUCCAUGCCUUUUACAGACGACUCACCACAAGGCGGUGCCAAGAAGACUGCGGCCUGCAUGACGCAGUGGCAGGGAGGAAACUGCCCCGAACCGGAUGGCACGCCAGACUGCACCUGGCAUGUGGAGCCAGCGGGCUACGUGAUGCUGGACGAGCUUACCGGCAUCAACAGUGAGGAAGUCCUGAAUGCCGGAGGCCACCUGUACAAUCAGAUCCUGGACGCCGGCACCGGCGGUGCGAACAGUUUCUGGGCGAAAAAGAAGGACAAGAAGGCCUGUGAGUCGCGCCAAAACGAGCUCCUGACCCUCUUUGCGAGGAAGUUCCCGGAUUUUGACGCCGGGCUCCCGGACCCUCCGUGCGACUUCUGGCGCUGA